AUGCCUUCAUAUUUGAUCACUGGUGCUGGGCGUGGCAUUGGCCUCGGCCUGGUUAAAGCGAUCCUCGAAAAGCCGGACACCUUCGUGAUCGCUGCAGCACGGAAGCCCGAGAAUUCAAAGGAGCUCCAGGACCUGCUCGCCAAAUAUGGGGCAGCCCGGUUCGCGACGGUGGUCUUGGACAAAGCCAACCAGGCGAACAUCCUUGAAGCCGCGCGGACUGCAGCGGAGCUCCUCCCGAACGGUCUGGACUACCUGAUCAAUAACGGGGCGGCAAAUGAGCAGCCCCACAAGAGCUUUGACGAGAUCGACCGGGACGUCUUCGCGCACGAGCUGCUGGUCAACACGAUUGCGCCGCUGGAGAUCAUACGAGCGUUCCUGCCACUGUUGCGCAAGGGGACAGAAAAGAAGAUUAUGUUGAUGAUCUCGGUGCUGGCGUCGAUCGAAUAUGCACCGGUGUUGGAUGUGGCGUGUGUGUCGUAUUCGGUGACGAAGGCGGGGUUGAGCAUGCUCGCACGGAAAUGGGCGCCAACAUUGAGCGAGGAAGGGAUUGCGAUAGUACUGAUGAACCCUGGUUGGGUGGACACGGAGCUGGGACACACGAUGGAUGACUACAUUGAGUCGCACCGUGACAUGUAUCCCGACGAGAAUCCGAUCCCGGUGGAGGAGAGUGUGGCAGGCUGCCUGAAAGUGAUGAUGGAGGUCAAGUGCGACAAGGCCAUUAAAGCUUGGACGUACAAGGGCCAGAUAUUGCCGUGGUAG
This is a messenger RNA of Fibroporia radiculosa, 759 nucleotides long. RefSeq lists its product as uncharacterized. Lineage: Eukaryota; Fungi; Basidiomycota; Agaricomycetes; Polyporales; Fibroporiaceae. The record is from RefSeq and is a predicted model, not a curated record. Bases 1 to 759 code for a protein of 252 amino acids. The transcript has 5 exons. Gene Ontology annotation, molecular function: oxidoreductase activity, acting on the CH-OH group of donors, NAD or NADP as acceptor.